AUGUCUACCACAGCUGCUCUUCAGGCCCGUCUGAAGGGGCUAUCGACUACUCUGGGUCAGAUCCAGCCUCUUCUCGACAGACUACGCAAUUUCACGGAAUCUAUCGGACAAGGAAAUGAGGCGCGUCUUGAGCUCGGUGCGGAGAUUCGUGCCCAGCUCAAAGAUGCUGAGGAUGAAUUCGAACUUCUGCGAGAAGAGGUGAAUGCACUCAAGACGGAUGCUGGGGGAAGGAAAAGAUCCGCCACGAGUAUGAACGGAGAAAAGGAGACGGAGAAGGAAAGAGUCAUUGCCAUGGCGGGGCGAUUAGAGGAUGAUUUGAAGAGAAUCCCGGGAGAAUUCCGACAUGCUCAGCUACAAGCCAAGCGCAAUGCCGAGCUGGCGCAACGCAAGGAGCGAGAACUACUAUUCUCGAGACCACAGUCGCCACCCACAAAUCAACAGAAAUCAUCAGAUAAAUUUACGCAGGAUGAUCUGGUGCGUAAUGCGUCGAGUGAUGUUACCGCUGCGCUGCGCCGAACCCAUAAUCUCAUGCGAACGGAGUUAUCCCGCAGCACGUUCGCCCAGGAAACCCUCGAACAAUCUUCUGCCGCCAUCAGCUCUCUUUCCGAAUCCUACAGUAGCCUCGACACUCUCCUCUCUUCCUCCCGCAGUCUCGCCAACUCUCUUCUCCGCUCACAAAAGUCCGAUACUUGGUAUCUUCAGACAGCAUUCUAUAUUCUUGUUGGAACAAUAGGCUGGUUGGUCUUCCGCCGGAUCCUUUGGGGACCGACCUGGUGGCUUGUAUGGCUUCCCCUCAAGUUUUCCUGGAAGUUCUUGUUUACAGUUUUGGGUGCUGUCGGGCUAUCCCGUGGGUCGGCGGAAAUUUCGGCGAGUCCGAUUGGAAGUGAUAUAUCUUCGGCUAUCCAGCAGACUGCAACAGCGGUUACUGGAGGUACAGUGCCACGUGGGACUCCCGAGGGAGAUGUUCAUACUCCGCAGCAAGACGAGGAGGAUCGAAUUAUUGACAAGAUUGGUCAAAUGGUCGAAGAUGGAAAGCAAGACGAACCGGAGCCGAUUUCGCCCGAAGAAAUAGCCAGAGCUGAGCAGCAACCUCGAAAUACGAAGAAGCGGAUGUGGGAAGAGGAGGUCCGGGAUGAACUAUAG
Penicillium waksmanii is the source of this 1143-nucleotide messenger RNA. RefSeq names its product putative protein transport membrane glycoprotein Sec20. Lineage: Eukaryota; Fungi; Ascomycota; Eurotiomycetes; Eurotiales; Aspergillaceae. Bases 1 to 1143 code for a protein of 380 amino acids. The transcript has 3 exons. Gene Ontology annotation, molecular function: SNAP receptor activity. Gene Ontology annotation, biological process: retrograde vesicle-mediated transport, Golgi to endoplasmic reticulum. Gene Ontology annotation, cellular component: SNARE complex; endoplasmic reticulum. The record is from RefSeq and is a predicted model, not a curated record.